Molecule: messenger RNA, 1729 nt
Organism: Branchiostoma belcheri (Belcher's lancelet)
Lineage: Eukaryota; Metazoa; Chordata; Leptocardii; Amphioxiformes; Branchiostomatidae
Product: myb-like protein X
Exons: 3
Coding region: 174-1517 (447 amino acids)
Source: RefSeq, a predicted model, not a curated record
CAAACAAAACAAAACAAAUGCACUUGUAGAUCCACCUGCUCCAAAAUAGAUAUGGACUACUGAAAUGUUGGCUGGUAAGUCAUUUUUUGUUGUGUAAAAAAAACUUUUAUCAUCUCCCCCAAAAAAGUCUUGAUAACAUGAUAUCUUAAUCUUUUCUCUUAAGGUAAUCAGACAUGGUUGCAAACAGGAAAGGUCAUCAGUCAGCUGGAAAGAGGACAGCAGGGGCGUCUGCUGUUGAGGGGGAAGUGGAGGAAGUAGAGCAGCAAGGUGAUCCCCAACCCGAUGCACAGGUGACAGAUGAUGUUCAGGAAGAUGUUGAGAAUGAAGUAGAUCAAGAGAAGACACCUGAAGUUGAGGAUGUUGAAACUCAAGAAGAAAAUACUGAAGAAAAUGGAGAAGAGAAGAAAGAAAAUGAAGGAACACCUGUGGUGGAAGAUGAAGAGAAAACGGACGAUGAUGAUUUAAUGAAGGAUGAGGUGGGAGAAAACAGAGAAGAAGCUGCAUUAGAAGACAACAAAGAGGAAAAAGAUGAGGAAGCUGAUGGAGCUGAUCAGAAUGAAGCAGCUAACAGAGAGUCUGAGGAAGAGGAGAAGGAGGAAGAAGUGGAAGAAGAGAAAAUGGAUGAGGAGGGACCAGCAGAGGAAACAGCUGAAAAUGAGAACGAGCAGGAAGAAAAUCAGACAGAAGAGGAUAAGAAAGACGAGAAUGAUCAGGAAGAAGCUCAGGAAGAGGAGAAAGCAGAGGAAGUGCAGAAAGAAGAUCAGGAAAAUGAGGAACAGGUAGAGGAUCAGAUACAGAACCAGAAUGAAGAGGAUGAGCAGGAAGACAAUCAGAUUGUGGACCAGAAGGAGGAUGAGCAGAAAGACAACCAGGUUAUGGAGCAUGAGGAAGAGGGUGAAAUGGGAGAAGAUCACAUGCUGGAUCAAAGGGAGGAGGAUGAACAGGAAGAGAAUCAGAUGGGGGAUGAGAGGAAGGCAGAGGAAGUGCAGGAAGAAGAUCUGGAGGAACAGGAGCAGGAGAAUGGGCAGGAGGAUGAUCAGAUGGAAGAUGAGAAAAUGCAGGAAGAAAAUCAGGAGGAGGAACAGCAGCAGGAAAAGAAUGAGGAAGAUGAGGAAGUGAAGGAAGAUCAGGAGGAGGACCAGGAAGAGGUUGAGGUGAAAGAAGCUCAACGGGAAGCAGAUCAGCAGGAAGAAACAAACGGAGAAGCUGAGGAAGUGACAGAGGAUACAACUCAACAGGAAGCAGUUGAAAAUGAGGAAGUAGCUAAGGAGGAGAAUGAAAAUGAAAAGGCAUCUGAAGAUAUCACUGCAACAGAGGAACCAGUGGACGCGGAGCCUGUUAAGCCCCCUCGGAAGCGAAGGUCGGCCAUGUCUACCCCGAGCCCGCCGCCUCGCCGCCGAGGGAGUAAGAGACCUGCUGGGAGUCCUGACAGCGAGCUCUUCUCUCCCAAGCGCCCGUCAGAAGGGAUGAGCCUGCGGAGCGGGGACAGGGUUCUCCGCCGUGGCAGGAAGUCAUAGGGAGUGCAUGGUGGGUAAAAUGGGGCCAGCAAACAACACUGGCAUUCUAGUUUCAGACUGUCAGGAUUUGUUUAUCAACAUCAGCAUCAGCAAUCCAUAAUCACUAUGCAAGGACGUUAUAAACCAGCAUUCAAGCAUGCAAAUGAUCCACUAUUUUGUUAAAAUAGAUUUCUUAAAGUAUAUUAUAAACAUUCUAGGUAUGACUAUCAUAA